Messenger RNA from Talpa occidentalis (Iberian mole), 705 nucleotides. RefSeq names its product small integral membrane protein 20. The transcript has 2 exons. Gene Ontology annotation, biological process: mitochondrial respiratory chain complex IV assembly. Bases 1 to 333 code for a protein of 110 amino acids. The record is from RefSeq and is a predicted model, not a curated record. Gene Ontology annotation, cellular component: mitochondrial inner membrane. NCBI's taxonomy places the organism in Eukaryota, Metazoa, Chordata, Mammalia, Eulipotyphla, Talpidae.
AUGGAUAUCACUCAACAGAUGAGGAAACUGAGACCAAGGGAGGGGAUAAAAAGUGGCCUAGGGCAGGAGCGGGAGUCUGGGCGCGCCGGGUGCCCAGCGCGGCGGGUCAGGCUGCCCCGACCCGGCACCUUGUCCAGGAACCUGCGCACCGCCUUUAUUUUCGGCGGCUUUGUCUCCCUGAUCGGUGCUGCCUUCUACCCCAUCUACUUCCGGCCCCUAAUGAUGCGGGAGGAGUACCAGAGAGAACAAGCCAUAAAUCGAGCAGGUAUCGUUCAAGAAAAUGUGCAGCCACCAGGAUUAAAAGUGUGGUCUGAUCCGUUUGGCAGGAAGUGAGAAGGCAAUCACCAGCUCUGAUUAUGAAAGUAGACAUCCUCAUGCUUUGGAUUCUGCAGCAAAUACAAUAAGUCGCCUCGCUAUGGAAUGACAGCUGGAGAAGAAAACUCUGUAAAUAAGAGUACUGCCCACAAGGAUUCCUAUUUCCCUUCCUAAGUCUCCAAAGAGCCCUGGAACAAAUCACACGAUUAGGAAGGUUUUCAUGAUUCCGUUUACUUUCUAAAAAUGCUGCUCUCUCACCCAGCUGUGUUUGGAGGAGACCUACUUGUUAUUCAGCCUUUACUACUUACCCAGCGGAGCUGUGAUAUGAAUACAGGCAGCCUGCAGACUUGGGAAGAUCCAAGUCUGUUUUGCCAUCUUUCUAAUAGGAAA